AUGCGUUCCACCGCUCCCGGAACUACAUCUUCCUCGAGGAAGACAAACGCUUCUAUGCCGAGAAGCAUGGAGAUAGGAGGACAACCUCAUCGAAACCCAGAGAGGAAACCGUGGAGGUACGAAGAAGAUACGAUCCGAAGAGGUCACUCCUUGCAGCGUUCGCGGCAGCCGAUGAUGAGUUGGAGCAAGAGCACGCAGCAGCACUCUCGAUGCCACAGGACGCCACCCCGCUCGGAGAUGAUAACGACACCAAGGCUUUCUGCAAAUGUUCCACGGGAGAACUGGCCACGCCACUGA
This is a messenger RNA of Microthlaspi erraticum, 297 nucleotides long. NCBI's taxonomy places the organism in Eukaryota, Viridiplantae, Streptophyta, Magnoliopsida, Brassicales, Brassicaceae. The record is from the annotation of a GenBank genome assembly.